Schistocerca serialis cubense is the source of this 1369-nucleotide messenger RNA. Its product is annotated as TATA-binding protein-associated factor 2N-like. The record is from RefSeq and is a predicted model, not a curated record. Lineage: Eukaryota; Metazoa; Arthropoda; Insecta; Orthoptera; Acrididae. The transcript is spliced from 3 exons. The coding region runs from base 101 to 880 and encodes 259 amino acids.
UGGGGCGCCUCCCAGACGUUACGUCACGCGUACCUGGCCGCCUACGAGCGUAUAUAUACCGGCCUGCCGGCGGCGCCCGGCGUAACACUCACUCGCAGACAUGGAGCGCAACCACUUGCACAAGGCGCUGACCGCGCUAGCGGUGCUGGCAGCUGUGCUGGGAGUCGCGACGACGGCGACCACUGUAGGUACGGAGAGGAGCGUCAACAGCGCGGCCGGCUCCGAUGACGUCAAGGAGAAGAGCGACCUGGAGACGGAAGCCAGCAGCAGAUCACUGGACUACGAUUCCUAUGACGCUUACCGGGGUUAUCCCAUCACGGGUUAUGGCGGCUAUGGUGGUUACAGAGGAUAUGGCAGCAGUGGCUAUGGAGGCUAUGGUGGAUACAGGGGCUCUGGAGGGUAUGGUGGUUACGGAGGAUAUGGUGGGUACAGUGGAUAUGGAGGCUAUGAUGGCUAUGGUACCACUGGAUAUGGUGGAUAUGGCGGCAGUGGGGGCUAUGGUGGCUACAGACCCUCUGGAGGCUAUGGAGGAUACGGUGGGUAUAGGCCAUCUGUAGGUUAUGGUGGCUACAGACCAUCUGGUGGCUAUGGUGGUUAUGGAGGAUCUGGUGGCUACAGACCAACUGGCGGAUAUGGUGGCUAUGGAGGAUAUGGUGGAUAUGAUGGCUAUGGUGGUAGCUAUGGGGGGUAUGGCGGUUAUGGUGGAUCAAGUGGUUAUGGUGGAUCAGGUGGGUAUGGUGGCUACGGUGGAUCGGGUAGCUAUGGUGGAUAUGGAGGCUACAGACCUGGAGGAUAUGGUCUGUACAGCGGCGGAUACGGUGGCUACAGAGGAUAUGGCAGCACCUACGGGGGUUACUCCAGCCCUUACCGUGGUCCCUGAGCUGCUGAUGCCUUAGUGUACAGAGCACGAAAUGUCUGCGAUCUACGAGACACAAGACUGGAUGUUCAGUGUUCUGUGUUGUGUGAUAGAGCCUAACACAAAUUUCCAAGCAGUUCUUCUUUUCAAUGUGGGCGUCUGACUACCACACGUUGUGUCCUAUGACGGAAGCAAACAUUAUUCUCCACAAAUGUCGUUCUUCCGUUCGCCUUGCAGGAAAAAAUCUGAAUCUCAGUUGCUGAAAAUCGUUAAUUUAUUACUUUUACACAGACUACUUGUUGCAAUUCAUGACCUAAGCUUUGCAUUAUUACUACGUUGAUAACGAGUAUUAACGUAUAUUACAACAGAACUCAGCGCUAUCGGAUGUUCUACUAUCCAAAUGAAUGUACGUAAUUCUAAUACGCUUUAAACUGUCAUGUACUCAACAUCGAAACCAUUAUUUAAGUAAUCAUACAGUUUUGUAACAACAAUAAUAAAAAGUUGUAACCUACA